AUGGCCGCCCCCCACCCCACCAUCGUCCUGGUCCACGGAGCAUGGCACACUCCACCAAACUACCAGAGCUACACAGAUGACCUCCAAGCAGCCGGAUUCACUGUGCAUUGUCCCCGCCUCCCAACCUGCAAUGGCAAUCGACCACCAAACGCGGAGUUCUCAGACGAUGUGGCCCAAGUCCGUUCGAUCAUUACAUCAUGCAUCGAACGAGGCGAGCGCGUACUGGUGAUCAUGCACUCGUACGGUGGAAUGGUUGGCACAGACGCAGCCCAAGGUCUCGAUCUAGCCACCCGCAAAGCAGCCAACCAGCCCGGUGGCGUCAUUCACCUGCUCUACCUCUGCGCCUACAUGUUGAUUCCCGGUCUGACGCCACAGGCCAUUGUGGAAGAAACCAACAGGACAGAGAAAUGGCUGCAGAUGGUCGAAAUUGCAGAAGAUGGGACGUCUUUCCUGUCUAAUCCAAGUCUGGCUUGUUUCAGUGGCCUUGAGGAUCAAAGUGUUGUGGAUAAGGCUGUGGAGAGUUUGGUGUGGUUUCCACUGGGUCCUGGGAAUGCUGUGACGACGGGAGAUGCCUGGAGGACUGUGCCUUCGACCUAUGUUCGGACGAGUCGGGACUGUGCUCUCGUGCCAGCUUAUCAAGAUAUCAUACUGGAGCGGAUUGAGAGAGAAGGUGUUGUCCCUGACGUUGUGGAAUUUGAUACUCACCAUAGUAUUUGGAUUUCACUCCCUAAAGAGAUGGUGCAGCUGGCUUUGAAGGCGGCGCAUGAUGAAAGGAAUUUGAAGUGA
Penicillium salamii is the source of this 786-nucleotide messenger RNA. NCBI's taxonomy places the organism in Eukaryota, Fungi, Ascomycota, Eurotiomycetes, Eurotiales, Aspergillaceae. The record is from the annotation of a GenBank genome assembly.